UGAGGUUCAGUGUCUCGGACGUAUCGCCGGUGUGCUGUGCGGGUCACCCUGUCCCACGGUGCCCGCUGACCCCUGGGUGUUUGUCUCUCAGCGGGUAGGAGGGCACCAUGGAGACGCCGCCGCCAGCGCCUCGCAGCCUCCUUUGCGGAGCCUGGGGUUUUUUUCCCCGAGUCUUUGCUGCCGGUGCUGUGGCUGCGGAUUCCGAAGGCUUUGUGGAGGAUCGGGAACUGCGUUCAAAUGUCUCAGACCCCGGUUCCCCGGAAUCCGGAUGGGACCGCCUCCGGCAGCUGUUUACCAAAGAUGAACAACAGAGAUUCCCAAAGGAAAUUGACUAUAUCUGCAGGGCAGCAGUCUCAGCAGGCAUCAUUGGCUGGGCAUACGGAGGAAUACCUGCUUUUAUUUAUGCUAAAAAACGCUACAUUGAACAGAGCCAAGCGGAGAUUUAUCAUAACCGAUUUGAUGCUGUGCAAAGUGCGCACCGUGCUGCAACGAGGGGAUUCAUUCGGUAUGGCUGGCGCUGGAGUUGGAGAACUGCAGUCUUCGUGACCAUAUUCAACACAGUGAACACUGGACUAACUGUGUAUCGAAAUAAAGAUGCCUUGAGCCAUUUUGCCAUUGCAGGAGCUGUCACAGGAGGUCUUUUCAGAAUAAACUUAGGUGUUCGAGGUCUGGUGGCUGGUAGUAUAAUUGGAGCUUUGUUGGGCACGCCAAUGGGAAGCUUGCUGAUUGCCUUUGAGAAGCACUCUGGUGAGACAGUUCAGGAGAGAAGACAGAAGGACAGGAAGGCAUUGCAGGAGCAAAGACUCGAAGAGUGGAAAAACAGUCUGCGGGCCACUGAGCUCCUCCCUAUGGAAAUUGAAAGUGGCUUAGAGAAGAUUCAACCUGAGAAAGAUGCUCAGAGAAUCAAGGCGCUGCUAAGCCUCCCUAGGAACCCUUCAUCGCCAGAUAAACAAAGCAAGGACUGAAGACCAGGGGUCUGUGUCUGGGAACGCCAGUGCCAGGCUACACCUUGCCAGCCGGCUGACAGAUAUGAGUGCUAGCAGCUGUGGUAGUGGUGACUUGUCUCUGAUCUUUUUUUUACAUCAAGAAUUAGGCACUCAGCUCAGCGCUGGGCAGGGCAGGGUGUCACUGACCUGUAACUGCAGCUGCCUGGGAGGCUGAGAAAGGACACUAGGGCAAGGCUCGCUUGAGCUACCUACGGAGAACCUGCUUCAAUUGUGCGCCCACAAAAAACAACAGAGCCCAAAAAACAACCCAAGCAUUCUUAUUUAUUCUGAUCAUUGAUCCAUCUAAAUACUUCACAUUUCUCUAUCCUGCUAGAUUUUAUACAAGUAAAAUUCUUC
This is a messenger RNA of Arvicanthis niloticus (Nile rat), 1343 nucleotides long. It is a transcript of the gene Timmdc1, whose product is annotated as translocase of inner mitochondrial membrane domain containing 1. Gene Ontology annotation, cellular component: mitochondrion. NCBI's taxonomy places the organism in Eukaryota, Metazoa, Chordata, Mammalia, Rodentia, Muridae. Gene Ontology annotation, biological process: mitochondrial respiratory chain complex I assembly. The record is from RefSeq and is a predicted model, not a curated record.